This is a messenger RNA of Paramecium primaurelia, 7515 nucleotides long. Lineage: Eukaryota; Ciliophora; Oligohymenophorea; Peniculida; Parameciidae. The record is from the annotation of a GenBank genome assembly.
AUGAAAUUACAGUAGUUUUGUUCUAUUUUGUUACUUCAAUUUCUAAGCAUAGAUAGUUUAGAAAUAUCUAAAAAUUGCGUUUGUGGGCAUGUUAGAAGUUAAAAGGAAUGCAAAAGUUCUGGUAUUUGCAUUUGGGAAAUGAAUAGAUGUAAAUUAAACUCAGGCCAAUAUUACAAAAUGGAAAUCUAAAAUUAGCACCACUGCAAAUAAUUUGCAAAAGAGGAUUGUAGAGAAUAAGAAUAAUGUGGCUUUUAUUUGGGUUAAUGUAUUAGCUUUGAUGAUUGUCGAAUUUUUAAUAAAGAUUAUUGUUAAGAAUCUUCAUAUAAAUGUGUCUCUGAUGGCACAAAAUGUGUUAAAAUGUUAGAAUGUAAUGAUUAUAAAACAGAAAAUGGUUGUUCAAAUAAAAAUUAACAUGGUAACUAUUGCUUUUGGGUAUAAGACAAAGAAAAAUAAUGUAGAGAUGUUAAAAUAUGUUAAGAAUUACCAAUAUAUUUAAUGAGUCAUAUUAUGUGUAAAGAAGGUUUCGAUUUUUGCACAGUAAGUGAGAAAGGUUAUGGAUGUAUUGAGUAAAUGGAGUAAUGUUCAUAAUAUAUUAAUGAUUUUUAAUGUUUUGAAACUAGAUAAAACAAAAAGUGUUUUUGGAACUAAAAAAAUGGUAAAUGUGUAGAAAAGGUUUGUGAGAAUCUACCAUUUUCAUAAGAUUAUGAAUGUCAGUCGCAUUUAAGUGAUUGUACAUCAAAUGGAAUUCAUUGUAUAAAAAGGAAGGAAUGUAGUGAUGCUUAAAAUAAAUUUGGUUGUUUUACAGACAUUUAGGGUAAGAAAUGUGAAUAUUAUUAAAAUGAAUGUAAAAUCAAAAGUUGCAGCACUGCUUCAAAUUCCUUAACAAAUUAUUAAUAAUGUUAGGAUUAUGAUAAUUUAUUAGAUUGUGUUACUUCAGAAAAUGGGGGAUGUAAAAAAAGACCUGAAACAUGUGAUGGUUAUAUCAGGGAAAUGGAUUGUUAUUCUAAUCAAUAAUAAGAUUGUGUAUGGUAUUACAAUAAAUGUGAAUACAGAUAAUGUUAUCAUGCUCCGUUUUAUUAUAAUCAUACAGAUUGUAAAAAAUAUGGAAAUUGUAUUGGAAAAUUAAAUGGUGGAUGUUAAGUAACACCUUAAAUAUGUAAUGAAAUCUUAGAAGAAUAAUUUUGUGAAUUUAAUUAUAACAAUGAAAAGUGUUUUUGGUUAGAAGGUAAUUGCAUAUUAUUAGAAUGUAGUAUAUUAAAAUUACCAUUUUAUAAAAAUCAUUAAAUAUGUUAAUAAGCAAGUUCAUUUUGCACUUUUAAUCUAGAUUCUAUAGGUUGUACAGAUUAUCUAUGUGAAAAUAUUUUAGAAAUUGAAUAUUGUUCUAUUGAUUCAAGUGGUACUAUUUGCACAUUGAACUAAGGGUGUAUAAAAAAGAAUUGUAAAUCAGCACCUCCAUCUUAUGAUACCAAUGCAAAAUGUGAAAAUUGGUUAUCAAAUUGCACAGUUAAUGUUUAAGUUUUAUCAAAUUCAAAAAUUUUAAUUGGAUGUGUAGAUAAAUAGAAUAGUUGUAUACAUGCUCUAUAGGAUCAAUGUUAUUCAACACUUUCAGGAUUUUAGUGUAAAUGGGAUUAAAUUGGAUAAAUAUGUCUUGAUCAAGUUUGUACAGAUGCAAAUCCUAAUUCUUAUUAAACUAAUGAAUUAUGCUAAUCAUUUAAAGUAUUUUUAGGUUCUUGCAUAAUUGGACCUACUGGAAUUGGAUGUUAAUAAUGGCCAAAUGAUUGUAAUUUUAUGGUGAGUUAAUAAUAGUGUUAAUUAAAUUUAUAAAAUGGAACAAAAUGUUAUUGGAAUGGUAGUUAUUGUAAAAUAUAAGAAUGUUCAGAUGCUUCUAAAAUUAAUUACACCAACAAUGUAGAAUGCAACUUAUGGUUAGAUUAUUGUAUUUUUGAUCAUGUUUAAGGAGGAUGCAAAAUGCGAAUAAAUUCAGUUGCUUGUACAUCUUCACCAAACCAUAGCAUGUAUAGUACUCAUGAAUAAUGUUAUGCAUGGAAUCCUAAAUGUACUGUUACUUCUUCCUCUAAAGCAGAAGGAUGUGAAGCAAAGAAAGAAAAUUGUAAUGAAUAUAUUAGAUAAAGAAAUUGUUAAACGAAUUUGCUUGGACAAUAUUGUUAUUGGGAUGAUGCAGAAUAAAAAUGUAAAAAUGAGGAUGAUGAUAAUAAUGGAUAAGUUGAUUGUCAUAAGAGAAUUUAUGGAGAAUUAUCUCAUUAAGAUUGUGAAACAUUCUUACCUAAAUGCACAUUAAAUGAUAUAAAUAGAAAUUGUGCAAAUCUUUCAUUAAUAUGUGAUUAUAAAUAUCAAUAACAGUGUGAAAUCACUUAUGAACAAUAACCUUGUAAAUGGGAUUUUUAAAAUUAAUUAUGUAAAGAUGUACCUUGUACUGAUAAUACUACUGCUAAAACCGAGGCUGAAUGUUUAAAAUUUAGAAAAUAUAAUUAAUGUUAAUUAAUUAUUAAUUCUAAUGGAACAUAUGGACCUGGUUGUGAAUGGAGACCGUCUUAAUGUGGGUAUAUUACAAAUCCUACAAUAUGUAAAUUAACUUUAACUUUAAAUGAACAUAAAUGUUAUUAUUUUAAUUCUCUAUGUUAAAUUGUACAACCAAAAUAAUGUGAGUUCAUUACUGAUAGUAAAAGUAAUGAAGUUUGUCAAUUAUAUAAUAGAGAGUGUAUCCUAUAAUCAAGUGGAUAAGGAUGUUAUUCUACUGAAUCUUGCUUAGAUUUAUCUAAUUAAAUAUGUAACAGUGCAAUCAUGUAAAUUAAUUAAUAAUGUAACUAUUAUGACAAAUGUCGACCUGAUAUAAAUUGUUCUGAUAAAUUUUUAUCCGUUAAUACUUGUGAUGGCUUAAAAACACGAUUAGGAUAAUUAUGUCAGUAUAAAUAAACCUGUAGUUUAUGUCAAUUUUAAUGUAUUGGAUAAACAACACGAAAGAAUUUUAAUUUUUCUAACAUGAACCUUUCAGAUAAAAGAUAGAAAUGUUAAGACUAUUCAUCAACUUAUAUUUAUAAUACAAGUUGUAAUUGCUGUGUCUUAUUAACUUCUUGUAAUAGUGUGUAAGGUUCAGUGGCACAUUGUAAUUCAUCAGUAGCUCAGUUAAGCUCUACUUUACAAAAAUGUGGAUAUAAUUCCACAAACUCAACUUGUGAGAAUAGAAAAUGUGAACAUUUAAUUAGUGUAACUUCAGAUAAAGAUUGUUAUGAUUGGAAUUAUGAUUGUGUUCGUGGUACUACUGGAUGUAAGACUUUCGCAGGUAAUUGUACUGAAAUAAAAUUAAUAUACUAAUGUUAAAUAUUUUAGUGCACUUGGUAAAUGGGUAAAUGCGUGAAAAAUAUUGAUUGUCAACUUAACACAACUGCUAUAACGAAUCGUGAAUGUUUAUUAAUAAAUUCUACAUAUUGCAGAUUAAAUUACACAAAAGGUUAAGGUUGUUCCUUUAUGGAUUGCAGUUAUAUUACAGAUUAAACUAUAUGUAAUUAAACAAACAUCAUUAAUGGGUCUAAUUGUAAAUGGUAAACAUCCUAAUGCAUUAGAAAAUUUUGUUCUGAAUAUAUAAUAUAAUCUGAUUGUGAGAGUAGUUAUGGUUAUUAUACGCAUAUAGUAGGAAAAUGUUAUUGGUGUUCAAAUAAUACAACCAAAUGCUCUAAUAAUAAAAACUGUAAUUUAGGUAGCAUUAUCUAACCUAAAUCGCAUUAAGAUUGCAACGAAAUAAAUUUCAUACAAACAAUUUAAUUUUCAUUAACUUCAAAAUGCACAAUAAAAAAAUAACUAUGUUCAGAAUACAAAUAUUAAGAUGCUUGUGUAAGUAGAAUUGAUGGCAUAGUCUGUUAUUGGGAUUCAACUGAAUGUAAAAAUAUCUGUUAAGAUCCAUCACUUUCGAAUAUUACGAAUGAUAAUUCUCAAUGUUUCCUUUGGCGUCCAUAUUGUAUGGCAGCAGUAGGUUCAGGGUGCCAAUUACUCAACUGCUUAUCUUUAACCACUAAUUCAGAGUGUGAUAUUUUUAUAAAUAAAUGUAUUUGGAAUGGAUCAACAUGUUAAACUAUUGGUCCUUGUAUUGAUUACACUUCUAGCACUUUAUGCUCGACUACAAAGAAUUCCUUAGGAAUACCUUGUUUUUGGGAUGGUACUAUAUGCUUAGAAAAAACAUGUUCAAAUAAACCUACAGCCCCAUUAAUACCAACAGACUGUUAAGAUUGGCUUGUUAAUUGUUAAUAUAAUAGUCCCAAUAAUUCAUGUGUUGAAGAUUGCACCUAAGCUAAUGUUUUAUAUGAGGAACAUUCAUAAUGUGAGUCUUUUUAUUUAAAUAAAAGUUGCACAGUCAAAGUUGAUUUAAUUCAAUGUGUUGACCUUCCUUUUUCUUGUCCUUCAGCAAAACAAAUUUAAUGUUUUAAAGAUAAAUUUGGAAAUGAAUGCUAUUAUUAAGAAUAAUUAUAACAAUGUGUUAAUUUAACUUGUUAAAAUUUAGAAGCUUUUUAUACAACUCAUUAAAAAUGCAAUUAACGAUUAAAAUCAUGUACAGUAAAUUUAACCUUAGAUGGAUGCCAAUAAUUAGAUGAUUGCAAUAACUAUUUAAAUUAAGAAUAAUGUAAGAUUAGUAAAGAUAAUGUGGAAUGUGAAUGGAUUAUAAAUUAAAAUAAUUGUACAAUCAAGGAAUGUUAUACUGCUCAAUUAAUUUUAUACUCAGCACAUAGUUGUUAAUAGUAUUUUGGUGAUACAUGUACUGUAAAUACAAAUUUAGAUGGAUGUGAGAUUGCUUAAAACUUAUGUAUGAAAUAUACAUUUGAAUAAUGCAAAAGUGAUGGACAAAAAAACUUAAGUGGAAUUUAUUGUUUCUGGGAUGAAGGGAAAAGUACUUGCUUAGAAAAGAUAUGUGAAAAUGGACCUGCACUUGCCUAAUCUCAUGAAGAGUGUAUAGGGUUCCUUUCUACUUGUUAAAAAGGAGGUUGUAGAAUAAAAGGAUGUUUUGAUUAUAAUUAUGCUAUUGAUUCAGCUUGUGCUUCUAUAUUUGAAGAUAAAAGAUGUGUAACUAAUGGAUAUCAAUGUAUUUUAAGAAAUGCUUGUGAAGAUGUUAAUAUUAUUGAUGGCUGUACAUUUGAUAUUGAUUAUAAUCCUUGUGUUUGGAUUGAUGAUAAAUGUUAUACCAAAACUUGCUAAACUGCAUCAAUUACUUUUAUUACAUAUUAGGAAUGCAAUUCAUAUUUGUCAUAUUGUACAGUUAAAUAAGAAGGAGGAUGCACUUAUAAAUAAAGUUGUUAGGAUUAUAUAAUCAAAGAAGCUUGCUUUACAGAUAAUUAAAAUUAAGAAUGCAUUUGGGAUGAGUAUUUAAAUUAAUGCUUUUCCAAUUUAUGCAUUGAAUUUUGUGGAGAUGGUAUUGUCUCAAGCAAGGAAGAACAAUGUGAUGAUGGAAAUUAUUUACCUUAUGAUGGUUGUUAUAAAUGUCAAAUACAUUGUCCAUUAGGAUGUAAUUUUUGUAAUGGUAUUAUAUGUUAAGAUUGUUAAAAAAAUGGUUGGGUAUUGAAUAAUGGUGUUUGUACUUCAAUAUGUGGAGAUGGAUAUGCAGUAGGAAAGGAAUUAUGUGAUGAUGGAAAUAAUAUUGAAUUCGAUGGAUGUUAUUAAUGUUCUUAUUCAUGUCAUCAGAUGUGUCUCAAUUGUUUCUAAGGAUUAUGUAUUGAAUGUCAAAAAGGAUACUUAGAAGAUGGAUCAUAAUGUAAUAAUAUUUGUGGGGAUGGAUAUUUAAUUUAGCAUUUAGAAUAAUGUGAUGAUGGAAAUGUUUAAAAUAAUGAUGGAUGUAGCAAUACUUGUAAAGUUGAAAUGAAUUGGAAAUGUCAACAAGAUAAUAAUAUUAGUGUUUGUAAUUACGUUAUUCUACCUAAGAUUCUACUUACUAAACUCUCCAAAACAAUCUCAGAUAAUCAAGAAUUUAAAUUAUCAUUUUCUUAACAAGUACGUUUGAAUGUAACAGACAUUAGUGAAGAACAAUUUCUAUAGAUGAUUAUAGUUGUUAUUGAAAAUGCUUAAGAUAAUGAAUAUGAUGUUGAAAUUAAACCCAUUAAUUCUAUCACUAUUGAAUUAACUGAUGUAGCAUAUAAAUUAUUAGUUAAUUUUAAAUAGAAUAUUGAGAAUCCUGUUUUAAAAGUAACAAUAAAGUGUGAUAAUAUUGUAGAUAUAUGGGACAACACUUUAUAGUCUAAUGUAGCAAAGUUAACAUUAAAAUCUCCUUAUAAAAUGUCAAAUGAUCAUAAAUCACUUUUAUAAAAAACUGCUCUUUUAGGUAGAAUUGUUAUGUAUAUCAUUAUGAUUGUAAGUUGUGUUGCUUUUUUAUUUGGCAAUUUAGAAAUUUUAUGGAAUCUGCUAGAUAUGCUACAAUAAUUAUCAUUUAUGAAAUAUCACAAUCUUCAAUUUCCAGAAAACUUAUAAAUUUAUUUUGAAAUAUUUACUAUUGGAUCAUUUACUCCCAUAAUUGAUAUAUUGUAAACAGAUUUAUUUUUACAAAAUCUAUUUGAUUAUUAAAUUCCACUUAUACCAGCCAAAUGGAAAUUCGAAUAUUAUUAAAUCAAUUGUUAUUUUUUAUAAAACCUAUUAACACUAUUCUCUGUAGUGAUAUUGGGAUUUGUCUAUUUUGUAAUCUCGUAUUUAUUUUAUAAAUUUCUUAUAAUUAUUAAAUAUUAGAAUUGGCCAGCUAUAUUUUACAAUAAUUAUCCAGAAUUUUUUUAUAAGGUAAUCAAAUUUAUUUUUUCACUCUAAAAACUGGCAAGAAAAUAAUAUCAAUAUUUUAUUUACUCUGGAUUAAUCAGAAUUUAUACAUCUAACUUUUAUGAAUUGACUUUUACAUCUAUUUUACAAAUUGUCAACUUAAAUUUAGAUACAACUAUUAAUACAAUUAUCUCUUUAUUGGCAAUAAUUACAUUAAUAUGUAAUUUUUUCCUUAUUUAUUUUGUUUUUUCAUAUCUAAGGAAAAAUGAUAGAGUAAAUAAAACUGUAUCAGUUUUAAUAGAAGGAAUAGAAAAUAAAAUAAACUAAGGAACUAAAUAAUAUUUUACUAUUUUAUUAUUGAAAAAAACCCUUUUCAUUAUUAAUAUUGUUGCAUUUUAAGACCUUGUAGCUGCUUAGAGUUUAAUUACAGCCUUGGUAUCAGGAGUAUUUUGUUGCUAUAUUAAAAUUUAUAAACCUUUUGAGAAUAAAUAUGAAAAUACUAAAUUAUUCAUAACAGAAAUUCUGAUUAUGUUAAAUACUAUAGUCUUCUCUAUAUAUGAAAUUAUCAAAUCUAAUGAAGAAAAAGAAUAAACUGAAUUAUUAGGCUGGAUUAAUGUAGCAGGUUUCACAUUGAUUCUUAUUUUAACACUAGCAAUUGAUGUCUACUAACAAAUAAAAAAAUACUUUAAAUUGAUUAUGUUUUAAUUUAAUUAAUGCUUUGCUAGUUAAAAGAACAAUCCAGAAUAAACAAAAAAGAUGAUAUGCAAUAUUUGA